GCAGAGAGCUUUUCCCCGGAGCCACGCCCACUGCCCGUUGCUGGGCUACCGCGUCCCGGCAUGAGGGGAGGCCCAGAGCAGGGCGGGAGGCUGCGUGUCUGUCAGAGCUGUCACCGCUGCCUGUCAUGAGUCCAGUCCAGGAGCCAACCCUGAGCUGCUCGCAGACCCCUAUGAGAGCUUCAUGCAUCACCAUCUCCAGUACUAUGGCUACUUCAGAGAUGAGGAGAAAACUGCAGAAAGCAGCUCCCUUGUGUCACGAGAGCGCAGAUCAAAGAGCUCAUACUCUCUGCUGGAGCAGGAGACCCUCCAGGAGAGCGGAGGAUUGGACCUCAAUUCCCUUCAGGACAACAGGAAGAAGCUGAUCUGUUCUCUCAUGCUGGAGGCUGCACUUUUCAAGAGCAAACAGCUUCUGUUCAAUCACCUUGAGGGCCCUGGGGUCCCACGCCUGCGGGAGCCACGGGGUCUCUUUGCUGUGCCCACCUCGAGAGGCCCCCUGCAGGCGCCACGCUGGCCAGUGGAGUGCGAAGUCAUCAAGGAGCAAAUCCAACACAUCGAGUGGGUGCCGUCUGAACCGGAGCCAUUCUAUCAGCCCACAGGAAAUGAGCCGGCCCCACUAAUUGUGGGGGAGGAGAAAGGAACCGUGGUCUAUCACAUAAAGCCAGCGGCCAAAGGCUCCUAUUUUACCUGCUCCCGCGUUGGAGGCGUGCGAGGGCCCAUUACGUCAUCCGCCAUCAGCUUGGAAGGUCCAGAGGACACCACCCUGCUCUUUGAAUCCAGAUUCGAGAGCGGGAACCUCCAGAAGGCCGUCCGAGUAGGCCCAUACGAGUAUGAGUUGACGCUGCGCAUGGACCUGUACACCAACAAGCACACCCAGUGGUUCUACUUCCAGGUCAGGAACACCAGGAAAGGCAUCACCUACCGCUUCUCCAUUGUCAACCUGAUGAAGCCCAAGAGCCUGUACAGCAUGGGGAUGAAGCCACUCCUGUACUCACAGAGGGAUGCGCAGACACACGGUGUGGGCUGGCGGAGAGAGGGGGGCAACAUCCGGUACUACCAGUGCAGCUCCGAAGAGGGUCAGGCAAUGUAUUGUCUCACGUGGACGGCAUGCUUCCCCCAUGACCAUGACACCUGCUACUUUGCCCACUUUUACCCCUACACCUUCUCGGACCUGCAGCGCUACCUGCUGGCAGUGGUCAGCGACCCGGUCCGCUCCCAGUACUGCAAGCUGCGGGUCCUGUGCAGCAGUCUGGCUGGCAACACCGUCUACCUUCUCACCAUCACCAGCCCAUCCCAAAACCCCACUGCCACUGCCGCCAAGAAGGCCGUGGUGCUGAGUGCCAGGGUGCACCCUGGGGAGACCAAUGGCUCAUGGGUGAUGAGAGGUUUCCUGGACUUCAUCCUGAGUGAUUCCCCCGAUGCCCAGCUCCUCCGUGAGCUCUUCAUAUUUAAGGUGGUGCCCAUGCUCAAUCCAGACGGGGUGAUCGUGGGGAACUACCGCUGCUCGCUGGCCGGGAGAGAUCUCAACCGCAACUAUCAGACCAUCCUGAAAGAGUCCUUCCCCUGCAUCUGGCACACCCGGAGCAUGAUCCAGAGAGUCCUGGAGGAGCGGGAGGUUCUGCUGUAUUGUGACUUCCAUGGGCACAGCCGCAAGAAUAAUGUCUUCAUGUAUGGCUGCAACAACAAGAGCACUCCUGCCCAGUGGCUCCAUGAGCGCAUCUUCCCACUCAUGCUCAGCAAGAACGCCCCUGACAAGUUUUCUUUCCACAGCUGUAAGUUUAAGGUCCAGAAGAGUAAAGAAGGGACGGGCCGAAUUGUGAUGUGGAGGAUGGGAAUCCCCAACAGCUACACCAUGGAGUCCACCUUCAGUGGCUCAACUCUGGGCAGAAAGAGCGACUCCCACUUCACCUCAGAGGAUCUCAAAUCUCUGGGCUAUCACAUUUGCGACACACUGCUGGAUUUCUGUGACCCCGACCGCACCAAGUUCCUGCAGUGUCUGUCCGAGCUCCAGGAGCUGCUUCAGCAUCAAAUCCAUCGAAAGCUCAAGGAUCUGGGCCGUGGGCAGGACUCAGACGGUGCAUGGAGUGACAUCUCCCUGUCAGACAUUGAGACCAGCACCAGCGGCUCCAACAGCUCGCAGUCCGACGGCCUACCUGCUCAUUUACUCAGCAUGGCAGAGAAGUUCCAUCAGAAGAAGAAGAAGCGGCUGCGGACGAGGAAGGAGAGGAACGAGCUGCGUCAGAAGUACACCUCGAGCCAGGGGCUGACGUGCCAAGACAAGACCCCGGUGGCUGGGGAGAGAAGGUUGGGGAGCCCCACCUGCCGGACCCACCAGCCUGUCAGCGCGGCGGAGGACAGCUCUGGCAAACAGGGCAGGACUCCAGAAGCUGGCCUCAUUUCAGAUCUACAGAGGAGAGAACCUAAUGCCUGCCAGGAGAAGCUACCAGUCUGCUGCGGACCGCCAAGACCCCACACCGAGCGCAUCCGUAGGGAGUGCCCUGGCAUCGGCAGCUCAACGUUGGCGCACUCUGCAUCCACGGUUGGAGCCAGCCCAUGCAGGUCUGUGUGGUGGGGCCCCAAGCAGCCCACUGUGACUCUACUGCUGAGCAGAAACCUCUUCCCGAGACCCCAGGUCCCUGGCCAGAGCGUGCCCGUUGGACCCCACAAGCUGAAGCGGAGCCAGUCACAACACCUUCUGCCUCCCAGACGAGUCACAUGGAGCCUGCUGGACCUCCAGCCCCCCUGCAUGGAGCCAGAGAGACGCAAGAGACCCUCCUGGCCCCAGUAAGGGGCUGCAGGGCUGGGACUCUCCCUGCCAGAGCCCCUCCCGCCUGCAUUGGCAGGAUCAUUAAAGGACUUUGGAACAGUCAUCCGGGCUCCCUCCCUGAAAGGGGCUGUGAAGAUCGGCACGGCCCAGGACCCCUCUGAUGACUGGCUCUGAGAGCUGCCGGCGGUGGGCAGAGGAGCCUCACAGGCUGCUCAGGGCUCCAGUGGGGGGCUUGGCUGUUCCGAGUGCAGGCCGACUGCGCCAUGAGCAUUGCACCAUGGCCUUUCCUUGUGCUGGCACAGAACCCCAGCCGGCCGGCGUGCGGCAGGUACCACGUACAAACGGCUGUUAACAGCUCACAGGCUGGGAGAGCAGCUGUCAGCCCACGCCCCCGCGCCAACUGGCUGUGUUCAUCUCGCUGCACUGUCCCCGUCUUCUGCGGGGUGUUGGCGCCAUCUGGCCCAGCCCAUCAGCUCUAUGGCCUUGAGCCCGCCCUUCCCUGUUCUGCCCUUAUCCUGGGUCCACCAGGGCCAGGCUUUCAAAGCACAGUUCUCCCUCUCCACUCCUGAACAGCUCCAGGCGACCAGGGGGCACGUGGCAUGGUGCCAUUGGGCAGUCCUGAUUAUUAAAAUAUCUCCUGUUCUUUCUCAAAGCGAUGAUGCAGCCGGGGCAGCCCGGGUCAAAAAGAAAACCUCCCCGGAGAAACCGGGAGCGGGGCGUUAUUUCAGCAGGGCCAGGGCAUGCCUGGUUGCCAGCAGUAACCUAGUCAGGUACCUUCAUUAAAGAGUCCAGAGGUCACUGCAGGCUGGUCAUUUCUUGCAGACGGCCGCAA
Messenger RNA from Dermochelys coriacea (leatherback sea turtle), 3596 nucleotides. It is a transcript of the gene AGBL2, whose product is annotated as AGBL carboxypeptidase 2. The transcript has 19 exons. Bases 182 to 2785 code for a protein of 867 amino acids. NCBI's taxonomy places the organism in Eukaryota, Metazoa, Chordata, Testudines, Dermochelyidae. Gene Ontology annotation, biological process: proteolysis. Gene Ontology annotation, molecular function: metallocarboxypeptidase activity; zinc ion binding. The record is from RefSeq and is a predicted model, not a curated record.